Schistocerca cancellata (South American locust) is the source of this 1714-nucleotide messenger RNA. RefSeq names its product mitochondrial import inner membrane translocase subunit TIM50-C-like. The coding region runs from base 38 to 1138 and encodes 366 amino acids. NCBI's taxonomy places the organism in Eukaryota, Metazoa, Arthropoda, Insecta, Orthoptera, Acrididae. The transcript has 9 exons. Gene Ontology annotation, molecular function: phosphoprotein phosphatase activity. The record is from RefSeq and is a predicted model, not a curated record.
UUGUUGUUACAGAGAUAUUAGUAAUCAUGAUACAGGCAUGGCCGCGAAUACGGUGAAAUUUUUACGUGUCGUGCGAAAUGUUGCGAAUGGUUUGAAAGCUGUGUCUUCCGUACAAGUUUAUACUCCAUUGCCGAGUAGACGCUGGACAAAUGGUGACUUUAGAGUUGAUACUUCUAGGUUCUACGCUUCAGAAGGAGUUGGAGUGGCGACGUCAGAUAAAACAGAAACUGACGAAGAUACCAAGAAGAGAGAAGCAUCAUGGAAGGCAAUGAAAUACGGAUUUAUAGCAUUUGGAGUUUCGUUUGGUUUUUUGGGCUCCUAUGCAAUUUAUGAAUUAGGGUCACCUGAGACAGAUGAGCAAGGAAAUGUAGUUGAGGAUGAAUUUAGUAGUAUGCCUCUCCCAAUACAGUACCUCAGGAGGACAUGGAGGCAAAUGAAUUAUUUCAAAAAGCUGAUAAGGGAGCCAUCUCGAGAAAAACUUCUUCCGGAUCCCCUGACAUAUCCCUACCAGCAACCUCCAUACACGCUUGUUUUGGAAAUGAAGGAUGUACUAGUUCAUCCUGAUUGGACAUACAAAACUGGUUGGAGAUUCAAGAAGCGCCCCGGUGUUGACCAGUUUCUGGAACAAGUGUCUUUCCCACUCUUUGAAGUAGUAAUUUUUACAGCAGAACAGGGAAUGACUGUUUUCCCAAUAUUGGAUGCAUUAGAUCCUAAUGGAUACAUCAUGUAUCGGCUAGUGAGGGAUGCUACCCAUUUUGUAGAUGGACACCAUGUAAAGAAUCUGGACUGUUUGAACAGGGAUCUUAGUAAGGUGAUUGUGGUUGACUGGGAUGGUGAAUCUGUCAAGUUUCACAAAAGGAAUACACUGAUUUUGCCUAGGUGGAAAGGAAAUGAUGAUGACAAAACAUUACUGGAUCUUGCAGCUUUCUUGCGAACUAUUGCGCUAGCAAAGGUAGAAGAUGUCCGUGAUGUUCUAGACUAUUACCAUCAGUUUGAUGAUCCAAUAGAAGCUUUCAAGGAAAAUCAAAGGAAACUUCUGGAACAAAUGGAAGAACAGAAGAAACAAGAAGAGAAAAAUCGCAACAGUGCUUUGACAAAGAACUGGGUUUCAAGCCUUGUACAACAACGAAGGCUGUGAUGUGAUAAUUUGUCUCAACUGAAAUUUCUGAUAUGGACUUUUUUUUUUGUUUGAAGAGAGAUAUAUUUUACAGCUCUUAUAUAAAUUGGAGAGUAGAUGUUAGUUAUUUUUGUUGCAUGCGUGUAUGUGGAACUGUGUUCUGACCACUUACCUCCAAUUGUGUGCUCCUGUAUUUUCUCCAGGAACUUUUUGUGUAAGUUUCUAGACUGAUUAUGUGCAGUUAAUUCUGAUAUGUUCUUUCAGAGCAGUGCAGACAUUAUGUAGUCAAGUUCCCUACUCUGUUAUAGUAUGUAGUAAUACAUAUUAUAAAACUUCAAUUUUUAUUUUGUUAUUUUUAAUCUAACUUUAAUGAAAUAAAGCCGUUGAUUGUAGACAUUAUUACAGAGUUGCAGGUUCUUGCAAUAUAUUGACUUAGCAUAGCCUUUAUUGUGCUAAGGAAUAACAUAAAAAGUAAUGAGAGAAAAAUUGUCUUACUGGUGUCACCACAUAGACCAAAGUUUUUUUAAAAUUUGGGGUCACGUUAGUGAUGGCAGUUUUGUAUUUUUCAGUUUUUAUGUGCAACUUGGUAUAUUCAAA